Molecule: messenger RNA, 40022 nt
Organism: Coregonus sp. 'balchen'
Lineage: Eukaryota; Metazoa; Chordata; Actinopteri; Salmoniformes; Salmonidae
Source: the annotation of a GenBank genome assembly
AAAGAUGGCGGAAGGAGGAGCGGCAGAUCUGGAUACCCAGAGAGGAGAAGUCGCAGCACUGCUGAAAACACAGCUACGAAAGGGAGAUACUUGGUAAGAGUUUGCCGAUAACUUUUUAAAGGUCUUAGGAGGGUGUUGGCUGACUCUGUCGGGGCGGUCAAAGUGCUAAACCAGCGGAGAGCGGGUGUGACAGGCCGUGUUGACAGUUACCCUGCCAGUUAACGUGAGCAAGUCAGUCAGCUUCUGCCAGCUAAAGCUAGCCAGCGGGUUCGCUACAUUCCACAGUUUUUAGUGACCAAGUUAUUUGCCAACAUGGUAUUGUCUAGAUACAUAGUUAUGUUACCAACGUAGCUAGUAAAGUACAUGUAUUUUCCCAAUUAUUUCAGUUUCAUGAUCUUGCGAUUCCAAGCUGGCUAACUUGAUUUCAAGUGGUUUGCCCGUGACGUGAGCUCAUCUGGCAAAUCAGGGUCGUGAAAAGCACCUGUCAAAAUUGCUUAACUUGCGAACUCGCUAACACACUCACAAAUGUGCCAGUAUCAAACAGUUAGCUGCUGACAAUUGAUGUUUAGUGACAAUCAAGUGUCCCAACUAGCUAACUUUUGGCAAGCUCCCACUGUUAGCAAGCAUCUGUUUUAUGAUAAUUGUAACAUUCCUUACAUUGUUUAACGUUACUCUAUCAAAUUAAUGUUAUUUUUUAACUAAUCAUAACAGAUCAGCUGCUGGUCAUUCUGAAAUAAACCAUUUGUCUCGAGUUCUUGUCUCCUCUAAUUAGCAAAGAUGAUCUGAAUGAGAAACACAGUGGAGACUUAUGUAACCUGAGGUCUUUCUCUCAGCCCUGCUGGUUAGUGGGUACCCUGCCUGUACUUUGGUGCUUCACACGUUUUGUUAUUUUUUUUGUGUUAUUUUUUUACUUAUCAGAUACCAUCUGUUACCACAAAUUAGAUCUAGUCUAGCGUGAUCUCAGAUCUAAAUAAUCAGUGCUCUCUCUCGCUCUUUCUGCAUAGGUACCUAGUGGACAGCCACUGGUUCAAACAGUGGAAGAAAUAUGUGGGCUUUGACAGCUGGGACAAAUAUCAGAUGGGAGACCAGAAUGUCUACCCUGGACCAGUGGACAACUCGGGGCUCCUUACAAGUGGUAAGAUGCACCACAAUCAGACCUCUUUGAAGCAAUAUUUAUUGUCAAUCUCUGGAGAGAUUAGUGAAAAUGGUGACUUCAUAAUGUGCUCUUUUACUCACUUCAUAACAUGCUCUUUUACUCAUCCCCAGUGUGUCUGGAUGAACCCACCACUGUUUUGCGCAGUACAGGAUGUUUAGAGUGAACAACAUGAUGUAUCUUACCUAAUAUAUCAAACUAAAGGCAGUUAUACUUGCAAUUUCUAUAGGCUAACUAUGACAGAAAAAGUAGGUAUAUAAUUGACUCUGUAAACAUCAAUGAAAAUGGUCAAGGGUAGCUUACCUCCGUUCUAUAGAAAUCUCUCUGUUGCUUUGUGUGUUAUUGUAUGAGAAACUGCCAUUAUGAGUAGGCCACCACCAGAAACCUAGUGAAUGACUCCAUUAUAACCCUACCCAUACAUAGUCCUGUAAUGUUUCCCUUAAAUAAACCCUCUUUCACCACUAAACCUGGGUCAUAUUCAUUAUGACAAACAAACAAGCAAAAAUGAAUGUUUGUUAUUGGCCAGGUUCAGGUAGUCCUUCCGUGUCAGUCCAUUUUCUUCUGUUUGUUGCCUAAUGAACAUGACCCUGUUCUCUCUCUCGCUCUCUGUUGUGAGUAGAUGGGGAUGUUCUGGCCAUCAAGGAGCACCUCAUUGAUGAGCUGGACUACAUCCUGGUCCCAACAGAAGGCUGGAAUAAGCUAGUGAGCUGGUAUGCACUGAUGGAGGGACAAGAGCCUGUCUCACGCAAGGUAAGGAUGGGUGACAUUAUUAGUGGCUAAUUAUGGCUGGUGUGGUCCAAUAUCUUGUUGUUUUUAAAUGGUCAAAUAAAAUAAUGUUCAGCUACUGUAUGGGUAUAAGAGCUGGUUGUGUACAGUGCACAUAGCGUCAGUGCUACAGAGGUCAUCAGAUGAAAGAGAAGCUCAGUCAAAGCUCAGGUACUUUAUGUGAAGUGGUGAAUAGUAUGAGAUAAGAUCAUAUCAGUACACAAUUACAUGUCAAUGGUUGCCGUUAAGCCUGUUUGUUGAUAGCCUACUCGUAGCUGAAGAGCUUAUUGUGGUGUGAGAGGAGUAAUUGAGAAGUUUCACUGUGUCAAAAUCUUGGAUGUGUUCUAUAGGGUUGGAUUGAUCAAUACACUUCAACACAGGUCAGAUUGGGAUGAUUGUGAAAAAGGAUACCAGGAUAACGUUGAUUUCUAUAUCGAUAUUAAGGCCUACCCAGCUAGUAACUGAAUCUCAAGCAUAAGUUAUCUCAAUGUUUAGGCUAUGCCUCUCUCACUAUGUCUUCUUCAAGAGAAACACAGCUGGACUGGUCAUGCGAUUUGAUACAAUUUAGCUACCGGUAUUCCAAAUAUGCUAGCUAUUAUUUGUAAUACAUGGACUGAAAGUAGCAUGCUGUAUAAGGACUUGAUUAGUUUUUAAAAUGUAAAGUGGACCGAUCACAGAUGCUUACUGAUGCAAUAUUGUCCUCAGAAGAUCAGAUUUUAUAAAGUGGAAGUAGACUACAUUGAUAUUAUGUAGUUGCUUUUUUAUACAGUGUGCUUUGGGUUUAACUCUGACAACUGACUCCAGUAUAAGCCAGUAACUCACAAAAGGAUUGUGUUCCUGGAAACACCGGCAAAGGGGUUCUGCUAACGUAGGGCUAUUUCUAACCGCUAACUGCCAGCCGGGCCUACUGUACUUCCGUGAGCCCAGACAUAGCUUUCUGCAUUUUCAAAUCUAGCCAGUCAUGGCAUCAUGGCUGCUGCACUGCUUUCUUUUUCUCCCCCCAUCGAUCCUCCCCUUUUUGCCAUGUAUGUUGUGGGGGGUAUCGAGUGGCCCUGGCCGUUUCUAUUUUCAGAUAGUGGUCUGGAUGACUGAAACACCGCUACAUGGAGCGAGCUACGAGACACAACAUGCAGGAGGUUUUCUUUUCUUUCUAUUUCACUUUUGGGGGUUCUUGUACCGUGUUUUCAGACUGUGUUGGAAUUGAUUUUCUGGGUUCUCCUCUUGCGGUUCCACUCGGGUUCUCUACCUUGAGGCUAUCACCCGGGGAGUGAUUCUAGAGUGUCCUUGUUUUUUGAAGUGGAGGAAUGCUGGCUGAGGUCAAACCGAGAGAGAGAGGCUUUUUAAGAUAGAGGGAGAGAUGGCCUAGCCUAAGCAGAAAGGGAGGGGGCGGGGUAGAUCUGUUCUCGUUGGUUCUUAACAUAGCUGUUAAAGAACUUUGUGACAUUUCUGUUAUGUCAGAGUUUGUUACUGUGAGAACUUGCAACUUGCCUUUUCUCUGCUUUGUGUUGAACACAUGGCUGGGCAUUAAUUGUAUAAGGAUGGCAGUGGGUGGUGUCUGGUGGUGGGUGAAUCUGACCCAUGCCUACAGCUGAUCUCAUGGGCUGGGGAAGGUCUGUACCCUGUGGUGUGGGGCCAGCCACCAGCGGAGGGGCUGUGUGAAAUGAAUAGGAAUGGACCCUUCAGCUGUCUCUACGCUCUGGGGCUAUAUUAAGAGUCUUUGUGACUCGCUCCUGUCAAGGGAGUUAGAAAGUGUAGCCUAUAGUUUAUACACUUAAAGUGCUUUCAGUGUAUAGAUAGCCCUAUUAACUGUGUAGCCAAAUUCUUAGCUUGUUGUUGAUUUGUCCCAAAUAAUGUGCUUGAUUAUUCUAAUGCCAUAUGCUGUGUUCUUUAGUUCUUGUUUUCUUGGUGGAAUUUGUGAAUGCUUCUCUGUUCACUGUUGAAGCGUUUUAGGAAGUUCAUACUUGUGAUCAAUCAGCCAUGCAAAUCUUGCCCGUAUUGGAACAAUGUCAUGAUGAGUUUAAUUAGCAAUGCAUAUGCCAUCAUGUAUGACAAACGCUUUGAACAAAAUGUAAUGAGUUUAAUUGCUAAAAUUGUAACAGAGUGAUGCCUAUUUUCUUCUCAUGCCAUCUGUCAUGUAAGACAACUUUAACAUUGUCAAGUGUUUAAUUUGCAAAACAAACAUUUGUUAAUAAUUUAGUUUAUUUCCUCUUGUGCAAUGUGCCAUGAUAUAAGACACUCUUUAUUGCCAUAUUUCUACAGGUGGUAGAACAGGGUAUGUUUGUAAAGCACUGCAAGGUGGAGGUGUACCUCACAGAGCUGAAGCUGUGUGAAGACCGCAACAUGGACAACGUGGUCACCAGACGCUUCAGCAAAGCAGACACGAUAGGUAGGCAGACACUUUUCUUCUCCCUGACAGAAUGAAUGGAGCAGAUUAUAUCUUUAUUUUGAAGAAAUUUGUCUCUUUUCCUCAUGGGUAAUUUCCACCUGUUUUCUACCUGCCAUUAUAAUAUAAUAGUAUGCCCUUCAGCCUGCGCUUUUAUCUGUAGGGACUUAUAGUCAUGCGUGCACGUAUGGGUAGGCCUAGUCCUGGGCGUCAAACCCAUGCUCUACCAAGCACCAUGCUCUACCAACUGAGCUAUAGAGUACCAUUGGUAUAACCAUUAUAUUCAUUGUACAGUUAAACCUGACAAAUGUAGCAACUGGCCUCUUCUCCCAGCCAGAGAAUGAAUGAAUAAAUCAUUCCCAUCCAUUAACCACCAGUCAUAGUGAUUGUACAGGAGAACCUCUCUUCUACCUGACACAGAAUGAAUUACUAAUAUAUUUGUUUUGAAAUGCACAGAAGCUCUCCUUUUUCCUCUUUGUGGAUCAAUUCCACUCAUUUUCUACCUGACAUUAGGAUUGUGUAUUUAUAACCUGACAUGUUCUGUAGUUCUUAAUUUGACUUGUUGAUUAUAUAGUGCAUCAUUGCUCUUAGUUAUUUCACUGAUAAUACUAACAUCUUUUGUUCAGUUUAUGCAAAUUGAAUGCAUUGCCGAGCCUUUUAAUGGUCAAUUUAAACAGUGAAAUCACAGGGGAAGGUCAUUGAUAACUCUCAAAGUGUUUGUCAACCUCUUAUGUAAACUGAAUUUGCUUUUGGCUACAGCAAAAUGAUGUGCUCCCACAAGAACUGCCAAAACUCUGCUCCCUAAAGCACACACAAGUAAUCAACAAUUACAUGGGCAGGGAGUGUGUUACUAUAAAGUCAUUCAUUAAUCUGCUGCAUUCUUAGACCACUGCGGCCUCCCGAGAUCCUGGUUCGAAUCCAGGCUCUGCUGUAGCCGGCCGCAACCGGGAGACCAAUGGGGCGGCGCACAAUUGGCCCAGCGUCGUCCAGGGUAGGGGAGGGAAUGGCAGGCAGGGAGGUAGCUCAGUUGAUAGAGCAUGGCGUUUGCAACGCCAGGGUUGUGGGUUCGAUUCCCACGGGGGGCCAGUAUGAAAAUAAUAAUGUAUGCACUAACUGUAAGUCGCUCUGGAUAAGAGCGUCUGCUAAAUGACGUAAAUGUAACGUAAAUGUAAUGUAAAUGCUGCCAAUUUAUCAGAGCAUGAGAGAUUUAUACACUCAAUUAUUCUCUGCUCUAAGUAUGCAGGUGCAUGCGUGUAGUUUUGUCAGUUUGUCACCUACACUGAGUGUACAAAACAUUAACAACACCUGCUCUUUCCAUGACAGACUGACCAGGUGAAUCCAGAUGAAAGCAAUGAUCCUUUAUUGAUGUCAACUGUUAAAUCCACUUCAAUCAGUGUAGAUGAAGGGGAGGAGACCGGUUAAAGAAGGAUUUUUAAGCCUCGAGACAAUUGAGACACGGAUUGUGUAUAUGUACCAUUUGAGGGUGAAUGGGCAAGACAAAAGAUUUAAGUGCCUUUGAACGGGGUAUGGUAGUAGGUGCCAGGUGCACCGGUUUGUGUCAAAUGCUGCUGGGUUUUUCAUGCUCAACAGUUUCCUAUGUGUAUCAAGAAUGGUCCACCACCCAAAGGACAUCCAGCCAACAUGACACAACUGUGGGAAGCAUUGUAGGCAACAUGGGCCAGCAUCCCUGUAGAACACUUUCGACACCUUGUAGAUUCCAUGCGUCGACAAAUUGAAGCUGUUCUGAGGGCAAAAAGGUGGUGCAGCUCAAUAUUAUGGUGUUCCUAAUGUUUUGUACAGUCAAUGUAUGUGGCAUGUUGCUUAUUUGUUAUCUUUGUCCUAUAACCUCCUGUGAUGCAGACACCAUUGAGAAGGAGAUGCGUAAACUGUUCAGCAUCCCAGACGAGAAAGAGACCAGGUUGUGGAACAAGUACAUGAGUAACACGUUCGAGCCUCUGAACAAACCGGACAACACUAUACAGGACGCAGGACUCUACCAAGGACAGGUAUAAAAUAACCCUCGGAUACCAGGCUAUUUAUACAUUAAUGUUUCUACUUCCUGUCCUGUCAUUGCACCAGUUAUAUAGGGCCUAGAUUAUUCCAGACCAUGCAAACUGACAAGGAAACUCUCUAUUCUCUUGUUACUAGGAAUGGCGCCGGAGGGUAUGGCUGCUGUUUUACGGGCUCCGAACCAAUUGUGCUAUUUUGUGUUUUUUCAUAUUGUUUGUCACUUAUUUUGUACAUAAUGUUGAUGCUACCGUCUCUUAUGACCGAAAAGAGCUUCUGGAUGUCAGAACAGUGAUUACUCACCUCGAACUGGACAAAGAUGUUUUCUUUAAUGAGUCUGACACAAAGGAUAUAAUGUUGCUCCCAGACAAGGCCCAAAUCCCUGUCAUUCACAUUAAGAAAAUAAGGAAAUACAGGGGGCGGAGAUUAGGGUGCAUUGUGAGAAUUCGUCGACGAGUGGGUAACCCGCCUCUGCACGUUGGCUAAUAGAACGGAUGGUAAUCACUGGAGAAUAAACUGGAUGAGCUCCAUUCGAGACUAUCCUACCAACGGGACAUUAAAAACUGUAAUAUCUUAUGUUUCAUGACUCAUACAGUUAGCUGGAUUUUCCGUGCAUCGGCAGGACAGAACAGCUACGUCUGGUAAGACGAGGGGUGGGGGUGUGUGUCUAUUUGUCAAUAACAGCUGGUGCAUGAUGUCUAAUAUUAAGGUAGUCUCGAGGUAUUGCUCGCCUGAGGUAGAGUACCUCAUGAUAAGCUGUAGACCACACUAUCUAUCAAGAGUUUUCAUCUAUAUUUUUUGUAGCCGUCUAUUUACCACCACAAACAGACGCUGGUACUAAGACUGCACUCAACGAGCUGUAUAAGGCCAUAAGCAAACAAGAAAAUGCUCAUCCAGAAGCGGCACUCCUAGUGGCCGGGGACUUUAAAGCAGGCAAACUUAAAUCUGUUUGACCUACUUUCUACCAGAAUGUCACGUGCAACCAGAGGAAAAAAAACUCUAGACCACCUUUACUCCACACACGGAGAUGCGUACAAAGCUCUCCCUCGCCCUCCAUUUGGCAAAUCUGACCAUAAUUAUAUCCUCCUGAUUCCUGCUUACAAGGAAAAACUAAAGCAGGAAGUACCAGUGACUCGCUCAAUACGGAAGUGGUCAGAUGACGCGGAUGCUACGCUACAGGACAGUUUUUCUAGCACAGACUGGAAUAUGUUCCGGGAUUCAUCCAAUGGCGUUGAGGAGUAUACCACCUCAGUCACUGGCUUCAUCAAUAAAUGCAUCGAUGACAUCGACCCCACAGUGACCGUGCAUACAUAUCCCUCAGACGAACCAUCAAACAGGCAAAGCUUCAAUACAGGACUAAGAUUGACUCCUACUACACCGGCUCGUGGGAUGUGGCAGGACUUGCAAACUAUUACGGACUACAAAAGGAAAAUCAGCCGCGAGCAGUCCAGUGACACGAGCCUACCAGAUGGGCUAAAUGCCUUCGAGGCAAGCAACACUGAAGCAUUCAUGAGAGCACCAGCUGUUCCGGACAACUGUGUGACCACGCUCUCCAUAGCCGAUGUGAGCAAGACCUUUAAACAGGUCAACAUUCAGACGGAUUAUCAGGACGUGUACUCGGAGCAUGCGCGGACCAACUGGCAAGUGUCUUCACUGACAUUUUCAAGCUCUCCCUGACCGAGUCUGUAAUACUUACCUACAUGUUUUAAGCAGACCACCAUAGUCCCUGUGCCCAAGAAAGGGAAGGUAACCUGCCUAAAUGACUACCGCCCCGUAGCACUCACAUCCGUAGCCAUGAAGUGCUUUGAAAGACUGGUCAUGGCACACAUCAACACCAUUAUCCCGGAAACCCUAGACCCACUCCAAUUUGCAUACAUCCCCAACAGAUCCAGAGAUAAUGCAAUAUCAAUCGCACUCCACACAGCCCUUUCCCACUUGGACAAAAGGAACACCUAUGUGAGAAUGCUGUUCAUUGACUACUGUUCAGCGUUGAACACCAUAGUGCCCACAAAGCUCAUCUCUAAGCUAAGGACCCUGGGACUAAACACCUCCCUCUGCAACUGGAUCCUGGACAUCUUGACAGGCUGCACCCAGUUGGUAAGGGUAGGCAACAACACAUCUGCCACGCUGAUCCUCAACACGGGGGCCCUUCAGAGGUCCGUGCUUAGUCCCCUCCAGUACUCCCUGUUCACCCACGACUGUGUGGCCAAGCACGACUCCAACACCAUCGUUAAGUUUGCUGAAGACACAACGGUGCUAGGCCUGAUCACCGACAACGAUGAGACAGCCUAUAGGGAGGAGGUCAGAGACCUGGCAGGAGGGCCGAAAAUGCCCCCGUUCACAUCAACGGGGCUGUAGUGGAGUGGGUAGAUAGUUUCAAGUUCCUUUGUCCACAUCACCAACAAACUAAUCAUGGUCCAAACACACCAAGAAAGUCGUGAAGAGGGCACAACAAAUCCUUUCCCCCCUCAGGAGACUGAAUAGAUUUGGCAUUGGUCCCCAUAUCAUCAAAAAGUUAUACAGCUACACCCUCGAAAGCAUCCUGACCAGUUGCAUCACCCCCUGGUAUGGCAACUGCUCAGCAUCCGACCGUAAGACGCUACAGAGGGUAGUGUGUACAGCCCAGUACAUCACUUUGGCUAAGCUUCCUGCCAUCCAGGACCUACACUACCGUUCAAAAGUUUGGGGUCACUUAGACAUUUCCUUGUUUUCCAUGAAAACAUACAUGAAAUUAGUUUGAAUAGGAAAUAUAGCAAAAUGAAUAGGGAAUGUAGUCAUUGACAAGGUUAGAAAUAAUGAUUUUUAAUUGAAAUAAUAAUUGUGUCCUUCAAACUUUGCUUUCAUCAAAUAAUCCUCCAUUUGCAGCAAUUACAGCCUUGCAGACCUUUUGGCAUUCUAGUUGUCAAUUUGUUGGGGUAAUCUGAAGAGAUUUCACCCCAUGCUUCCUGAAGCACCUCCCACAAGUUGGAUUGGCUUGAUGUCCACUUCUUACGUACCAUACGGUCAAGCUGCUCCCACAACAGCUCAAUAUGGUUGAGAUCCGGUGACUGUGCUGGCCACUCCAUUAUAGACAGAAUACCAGCUGACUGCUUCUUCCCUAAAUAUUUCUUGCAUAGAUUGGAGCUGUGCUUUGGGUCAUUGUCCUGUUGUAGGAGGAAAUUGGCUCCAAUCAAGCGCCAUCCACAGGGUAUGGCAUGGCAUUGCAAAAUGGAGUGAUAGCCUUCCUUCUUCAAGAUCCCUUUUACCCUGUACAAAUCUCCCACUUUACCACGACCAAAGCACCCCCAGACCAUCACAUUGCCCCCACCAUGACAGAUGGCAUCAAGCACUCCUCCAGCGUCAUUUAAUUUAGUCUGCGUCUCACAAAUGUUCUUCUUUGUGAUCCGAACACCUCAAACUUCGAUUUGUCUGUCCAUAACACUUUUUUCCAAUCUUCCUCUGUCCAGUGUCUGUGUUCUUUAGCCCAUCUUAAUAUUUUCUUUUUAUUGGCCAGUCUGAGAUAUGGCUUUUUCUUUGCAACUCUGCCUAGAAGGUCAGCAUCCCGGAGUCGCCUCUUCACUGUUGACGUUGAGACUGGUGUUUUGCGGGUACUAUUUAAUGAAACUGCCAGUUGAGGACCUGUGAGGCAUCUGUUUCUCAAACUAGACACUAAUGUAUUUGUCCUCUUCCUCAGUUGUGCACCGGGGCCUCCCACUCCUCUUUCUAUUCUGAUUAGAGCCAGUUUGCGCUGUUCUGUGAAGGGAGUAGUACACAGUGUUGUACGAGAUCUUCAGUUUCUUGGCAAUUUCUCACAUGGAAUAGCCUUCAUUUCUCAGAACAAGAAUAGACUGACGAGUUUCAGAAGAAAGUUAUUUGUUUCUAGCCAUUUUUAGCCUGUAGUCGAACCCACAAUUGCUGAUGCUCCAGAUACUCAACUAGUCUCAAGAAGGCCAGUUUUAUUGCUUAUUUAAUCAGCACAACAGUUUUCAGCUGUGCUAACAUAAUUGCAAAAGGAUUUUCUAAUGAUCAAUUAGCCUUUUCAAAUGAUAAGUUUGUCUCUCCAUUUCUCUCAUGUCAUGUGGUCCUCUCUAGCUCAGCUGGUAGAGCACGGCGCUUGUAACGCCAAGGUAGUGGGUUCGAUCCCCGGGACCACCCAUACACAAAUGUAUGCACGCAUGACUGUAAGUCACUUUGGAUAAAAGCAUCUGCUAAAUGGCAUAUUAUUAUUAUUAUUAUUAUUAUUAUUAUUAUUAUUAUUAUUAUUAUAAUCUUGGAUUAGCAAACACAACCUGCCAUUGGAACACAGGACUGAUGGUUGCUGAUAAUGGGCCUCUGUACGCCGAUGUAGAUAUUCCAUAAAGAAUCAGCCAUUUCCAGCUACAAUAGCCAUUUACAACAUUAACAAUGACAACACUGUAUUUCUGAUCAAUUUGAUGUUAUUUAAUGGAUGAAAAAAUUGCUUUUCUUUAGAAAACAAGGACAUUUCUAAGUGACCCCCAAACGUUUGAACGGUAGUGUAUAUACUAAAAGGAAGGCCCUAAAAUUGUCAAAUACUCCAGUCACCCAAGUCAUAGAAUGUUCUCUCUGCUACCACAUGGCAAGCGGUACCGGAGUUCCAAGUCUAGGUCCAAAAGGCUCCUAAAAAGCUUCUACCCCCAAGCCAUAAGACUGCUAAACAAAUUAUCAAAUGGCCACCCACUGCUGCUACUUGCUGUUUAUCUAUGCAUAGUCACUUUCCCCCUACCUACAUGUACAAAUUACCUCGACUUAGUAAAUGUUUUCUUAAAACUGCGUUGUUGGUUAAUGGCUUCUAAGUAAGCAUUUCACGGUAAGGUCUACACAUGUUGUAUUCGGCGCAUGCGACAAAAAAAAAAAAAAAAAAAGGAUUAGUCUAUAAGUAGGUUCUGGAGUUUUUCCUGGUCAGGUGAGGUCACAUGCUUGGGGAAAAGUCAAGGACCGUAAUAAUAGUGUACGUCAGUGGUCAGAUGUAAAUCCUAGUAUUAAUUGUCACAGGUUUGUCCAUUAACCAGCUCAAAUUUCAGCUUUAUGGUUUUGUACAUAUACUGAACAAAAAAUAAACGCAACAUGCAACAAUUUCAAAGAUUUUACUGAGUUACAGUUCAUAUGAGGAAAUCAGUUAAUUUAAAUUAAUUAAUUAGGCCCUAAUCUAUGGAUUUCAUAUGACUGGGAAUACAGAUAUGCAUCUUUUGGUCACAAAUAACUUAAAAGAAAUGGACCUCACAAUGGGCCUCAGGAUCUCGUCACGGUAUUUCUGUGCAUUCAAAUUGCCAUCGAUAAAAUGCUAUUGAGUUUGUUGUCCAUAAUGUAUUUCUGCCCAUACCAUAACCCCACCGCCACCAUGGAGUACUCUGUUCACAACGUUGACAUCAGCAAAUCGCUCGCCCACACAACGCCAUACACGUGACGUGGUCUGCGGUUGGGAGACCGGUUGGACGUAUUGUUAUGUUUCCAUAUAUUUAUAUGUGUAUUAUGUUUCUAUUUCUGAUAUCCAUACAGGUCCUGGUAAUAGAGCAGAAGAAUGAGGAUGGAUCGUGGCCUAGAGGUUCCUCUGCACCUAAGUGAGUGUGUCUGGCUGUGUCCUUGACCUUAGGUUAUGGGAGUGAGGAGCUGGACUUCCAAUUAGAAAUGACUCCCACUUUGCCUGGGGAUUGCAAGACAUAGGUUCUUCUGAGGAUGAGCUUUCUCUAUACUGGUCUGUUCUGCUAAGUUUGUUUCAUACAUUCAAUGUAUACCUUUAUAUUCAACCCAGCAGACCCUUAUGAUUAUUUUAGCUACUACUUUCCUACUGUCUUUCGUCUUUGAAUUUCAACUCCAUAUCAUAUAUUUGCCUCUAUCCUAUUUGCUUGGCUUUAGUUGCUGACAUAUCUCUUAUCGUUUAACCUGGGGGUUUUCAAACUUUUCUUGCCCAGGGACCCCCGCCCAGGCAAACCGGUGACAUAGGGACCUCCAUAACACAUUAGCAAAAUAAAAAAGAAUGUCUUGUCUCAUCAGGUGAAUGAUAAUGGCAGGUAGAAGUAAUCAACAUUUUAAAAUGAAUAGAUUUGGUAAACAGUUUCAUUAUUUUGACCUCACCACAGUUCAUUGGAAGAGGAAGGGUAAACUCCAACAUAUAGUCUAUUAGCUAGAAAGGUAUCUUGGCGGCGUAGAGAAAAUGUUUCUGUUUCAAAGCACAUUUUCUGCAAUUCUAAAAAUAAAAUAAAAUCCAUUGAGCUGAGAGAAUUUUGCAGUUUUGAAUCAAAUUUCCAGCAAUUCUACAUAGUUUGGCAUGGAGCUGAGAGACAAUUUUACUGUUUUUAAAGCACAUUUCUUGCAAUUCUAUGCAUUUUGCCAUCCCUAAAAUUACCAUUUAGAUGGCCCGCCUAAGAAUUUUCUAUACAGAACAAACCCUGUGAUUAGCUCCAUUUACUACAACUUCCUCCAUUUUAAGGGGAUAGUUUGAGAUUUUGGCAAUGAAGCCCUUUAUCUACUUCCCCAGAAUCAGAGGAACAGCAAGCAUGCUAACUGUUCCUGUAGACUUCCAGUCAUUGCACUAACACUAGUUAGCAUUGGCUUGUGAAACUACCUUUAACUUACUUCAUACUGGACGCAGAGACAUCAAAAUGUUAUCCACAAUGGUAUUCUGUUGCAGCUUGCGAUAAUCAUAAAAAUCGCAGACCCCCUGCACUACCUGGCCUCAGUUUGAAAACCCCUGGUUUAACCCAUUUCCAUACUUUUUGAAUUAAUGCUCACCUCUCAAAAUCUUCUUCUUUGAGAGCCUUUAUCCUUUCUAACUCAUGAUAUUCUUUAUCUUUUGAAGGUUAUCUGGUGCUUCCAAUCUUUCUGCUUUGCCAAAGAUCUCCCCUUCAUCUCUCACAAACAAUCAUAACAGCAGCUUCAACAGCAGGAAGUAAGGACUAGUGAGCGUAGAGGGGGUUGUCUUAUUGACUGAUUGGGCUGGGGCACAUAGAGCCAUAGAGAUACACUACAGAGUUCAGCAAACUGAUGAAGAUGUCGAGUUUUGAACGGCAGCCAUCUUGGCACCAAAGGUUCUAUCUAGGCAAGGAGUGCAAAUUAGAAUGUUAUUGAUAUAAUGGAAUGUUUGGUGCUAAUAUGGAGGAUAGUUUGUGGAACUCUGUACAUCUAUGGCUCUGGGUUUAGGCUUGAGGUGGUAAUGCAGUGAUUUGCAGUUGCCUGCAUGGUUUAUGGCUUUCAUCUGUCGUUUUCACUUUUCACAGCAGUGUUCUCCAUCAUGGGACUGAAGACCUUCUGCGUAUUAAACUGUAUUUGAAUGUCAUCUCAGAUUAAAUCAUAAUCUAUUGACGGAAUUAUGGAUUGAUUGACAUUUCAAUCUUAACUAACAAGAUUCAAGGAAAGUAAUUGUAUGUGAGUGGUUCUAGUGAGAAUCAAUAGCUAGUGUGAACCUCAUGCAACCCAGAAACUCUGAGUCCUAAGUUGGACACCACUGCUUAAUGUAUGUAGCACACUUACGGUCCGAGCACAUCACUGUUUUCACCAUUGCACACUGUAAUGGUAGAUUUAUGUCCAUAUUGUCUUCUUGUAUCUGUGGAAUCCAUGGUGGUGAUGUUGGAAUAGGAUCUCCCUGCAGUCUCCCUGCAGAUCCCCUUCCUGUCAACCCACUCCUCACUGUACAGCGCCAGCUUGGUCCGCUCUGUGAUUGAAUAAUGGAUAAGGUGCUAUUUUAAUCUUGGCUGUUUCAAACCAGGAUUAAGUACGCAAGGAUGGCUCUCUGUCUUUGACUGUUUGAUUGUGGAUAGGAUAUAACGCAGGCUGAGGCUAUCAUAGCCUGGGUGGGACUAGAUGCAGUUGUUCUGAGCUACUCUCCCUAGACUCCCUGUGUACGGUAACAGUCCUCUCUCUCGCGCUUUCGCCGCUCUCUCUCUCUCUCUCGCUCUCUUACACGUUUCUCUCUGAGCUCAUUGUGCUUUAUAUUCUGCAGUCCCUGUGUGACCUUCAGAAUGCAUUUCAUCUGCGCUCUCCCCCUUUCCCUCUCUCCAUCUCCACCCCCUCUCUCUCUCCUGGCUGCGACACAGAUGCCUACUUAAUUAUUCUCCUCUCAUCCUCCUCCAGCUAUGCUCUCUACUCUGGCUACAGUAGAUUCUUAAGGAGACCCAGCUAUAUGAAUACCUAAUUGCAUAUUAAAGAAGCUAGCUAGCUACUAGAGAAAGUAGCUGUCUAUUUGGCCAUGAUACAUUCUGCAGCCUCAGCAGGAAUUAUCUGCUGUCAGGCCCCCUCUGUCACCCCCCUCUGCUAUUUACCCUCCUCCUUUCUCUUGAGCUCUCUCCAUCUGUCUUUCUUUCCUUUACCCAUCCGUCUCUCUCCUGUACCCCUUCCUCUCUCUCUCUUUCUCCUGUACCACUCUCUGUACUCCACCUCUCUUCUCUCUUGUCUCUCAUUUGCUCUUGUCCCCACUCUCCCACUCUCUCUUGUCCCCCUCGCUCGCUCUCCAUCUGUGUAACUCUACUUCCUGAAGCGGAUUCUUGAGCAUCGUCGUAUCUUAGCUAGCUGCUGCUAUAAAUAGGCUAUCCUGUGGUAGCAGCAGGGCGGAGCAGAACACACAUCAGGGCAGGAGCAGGGGGAUGCUAGGGGACGGGGCAGGGUAGGGGAUGACACCAUCACACAGCAGGGCCCGGAGAGAGAGCGAGGAGAGGCACUGCAAAACUUCAACUGUGACUGACUGACGGAGGGAGGAGGCUUCUCGUUAGCUGUGUGUGACUGUGUUGCGCUCGGUACGGGUUGGGCCUCGCUUACUGUUCCUCUCUGCUGCGUAUCUGAACUGAACUGGGACUGAGUUCUUGGACCAAGGUCUGGGCAAGGAGUGGACUGAGCUGAGCUACAACUGGGCUAGAACUGGACUCAGGUUGAGUUCUGGGCUUUGGGACUGGAUUAGGGCUGGAUCGAACUAAGCCCGGGACUAGGACUAGGGCCGAGUUAUGGAGAUGGAUUUUGUGAGGCCGGUGUCGAAUGGUUAAAGCGUUUGAGAUGAGAUGCUCCUGUGCUGCUGGUGGUGCCUGAGGACAGAGCUGAGGACAGAGCUGAGGACGAACGCCUCGACAGUAGAUUUAGACAGGAGCAGGGUGGUGGUGGAGAGAGCGCUGAGCUGUGAGCAGGCUGCUAAUGCUAACACUUCUACUGCUGGGGCCGGUGGUGGUAUUACUGGUGGUGCUGCUACACCACCCCUCGAUCAAUGGGACACCGCUUCGCCCCACUCCCAGAGGUCUGACUGUUACUGCUGUUGCAAGGCCUUUUGCUGUACCUCAAGGCUUUAGGGUUGAGGCUAUAUGCAAAGUGUGUUGUCUUUAAGUUGUGCUGACUGUGUCCUCAGGUUUAGAGUAAUUAUUGGGCGCUAGGGUUGGGUGGUGACAACCUUUGUAUUAUCGUGAUAAUGUACUCAUAAAACAUUGUGAUAGAUUCAUAUAUCGCCCCCAUUGGCCAUGCCCCCAAAAAGUUAAAUAAAUAACAAAUAAAAAUACAUUUUAAAGCAUCCGCUAAAACAACAGUUGGGCUGUAGCGCGAAAUUGAAUGCAACUGUAUGGAUUUUGACAAAAUAUGUUGUUGAAAGCCUGGGCAGAGGCUAAGUUCAGGCAAUGGCAAAAAUAUUUUCUAAUAUUCCUUUCUGGUGGAGGAGUAAAACAUGUCGUCUAUGUGGAGCGGUGACUGUCUGAUGAUGAACGAGCUGCCUUACUGUAGUGAGCUAGGUUACAGGCCAAAUCAAACGACUUCCUUAGCGCUAUGGCAGACUCUUAUUAGUGAUCACGCUAAAUUCUGGAAAACUGUUAAUUCACUGAAGCUGUGUAAUUCCUCUACUUCCCUGCCUAAGCAGUUUCCUGCAUCAUUACUGAAAAAGUUAAGAUUUAUAAUGCUUUUAAUCAGCAUUUUAUCUCAGCUGGUUUCCUGUUUGAAAGAAAUGGUGGUCAUACUGGUCUUGGCCAGUCAGUUGACUGUUCUUCCCACAUAUAGCCUCCAGUUGCCUCGCUGGAUGAUCAGUCAACUUUACGUAAUUUGGGAAAUGGUAGUCUCUGUUUUUCUUUUUGGCAACUCACAGAAACAGAAGUUAUUGCUGCCUUAUUAGCUAUUGACACCAAGAAAUCAUUAGGGGCUGACAAUUUGGACCCGCCUUUGCUUAAGUAUGCAGUGCCUCUCAUUGCUGGCUCAGUAACACACAUUUGUUAUUUAACUUUAUUAUCAGGAAAUAUUUCAAAAGUGUGGAAAGCAGCUUUGGUGCUACUACUCCAUAAGGGUGGGGAAAGUAGUGAUCUCGAUCAUUAUCAACCCAUUUCCAGGCUCCCCUGUCUUGCGAAAAUACUAGAAUCAUUGGUCCACAAACAGCUACGUUAUUUUCUAUCUGUAAAUUGUAUUCUUAAUGUUAAUCAAUCCGGAUUCAGACCUAAACAUAGCACCACUACGGCUACCAUGCUUGUUGUAAAUUAUAUUGCAAAUGCCUUAGAAAGAAUUGUGCUGCCAUGUUUGUAAACUUGUUUAAAGCUUUUGAUACUGGAGACAAUGUUAUUCUGUUGAAUAAGCUGUCCUCGAUAGGGUUGGGUACUGACGCGUGCCGAUGGUUUCAUAAUUAUCUCAAUGACAGAACUCCAGCAACAAGGUAGAUGGAUCAAAUCUGAAUUCCUUGACUUACAUAAAAUAUUUUUUACAAUCUACAGUAAAUAAAUAACAUUGGUAAUGCUUAAAAAAAUAAAUAUAUAUAUACAGUUGAAGUCGGAAGUUUACAUUUUUAGUCAUUUAGCAGACGCUCUUAUCCAGAGUGACUUACAGUUAGUGAGUGCAUACAUUAUUAUUAUAUUUUUUUUUAAAUUAAAAAAUAAAUAAAAAUCUUACUGGCCCCCCGUGGGAAUCGAACCCACAACCCUGGCGUUGCAAACGCCAUGCUCUACCAACGGAGCUACAUCCCUGCCGGCCAUUCCCUCCCCUACCCUGGACGACGCUGGGCCAAUUGUGCGCCGCCCCAUGGGUCUCCCCGUCACGGCCGGCUACGACAGAGCCUGGAUUCGAACCAGGAUCUCUAGUGGCACAGCUAGCACUGCGAUGCACUGCGCCACUCGGGAGUUUACAUACACUUAGGUUGGACUCAUUAAAACUCAUUUUUCAACCACUCCACAAAUUUCUUGUUAACAAACUCUAGUUUUGGCAAGUCAUUUAGGACAUCUACUUUGUGCAUGACACAAGUAAUUUUUCCAACAAUUUGUUUACAGACAGAUUAUUUUUUAUAAUUCACUGUAUCACAAUUCCAGUGGGUCAGAAGUUUACAUAAACUAAGUUGACUGUGCCUUUAAACAGCUUGGAAAAUUCCAGAAAAUGAUGUCAUGGCUUUAGAAGCUUCUGAUAGGCCAAUUGACAUCAUUUGAGUCAAUUGGAGGUGAACCUGUGGAUGUAUUUCAAGGCCUACCUUCAAGCUCAGUGCCUCUUUGCUUGACAUCAUGGGAAAAUCAAAAUAAAUCAGCCAAGACCUCAGAAAACAAAUUGGAGACCUCCACAAGUCUGGUUCAUCCUUGGGAGCAAUUUCCAAACGCCUGAAGGUACCACGUUCAUCGGUACAAACAAUAGUACGCAAGUAUAAACACCAUGGGACCACGCAGCCGUCAUACCGCUCAGGAAGGAGACGCGUUCUGUCUCCUAGAGAUGAACGUACAAAAUAAAUGUCAUCAUGAGGAAGGAAAAUUAUGUGGCUAUAUUGAAGCAACAUCUCAAGACAUCAGUCAGGAAGUUAAAGCUUGGUUGCAAAUGGGUCUUCCAAAUGAACAAUGACCCCAAGCAUACUUCCAAAGUUGUGGUAAAAUGGCUUAAGGACAACAAAGUAAGGUAUUGGAGUGGCCAUCACAAAGCCCUGACCUCAAUCCUAUAGAUAAUUUGUGGGCAGAACUGAAAAGGCGUGUGCGAGCAAGGAGGCCUUCAAACCUGACUCAGUUACACCAGCUCUGUCAGGAGGAAUGGGCCAAAAUUCACCCAACUUAUUGUGGGAAGCAUGUGGAAGGCUACCCAAAACAUUUGACCCAAGUUAAACAAUGUAAAGGCAAUGCUACCAAAUACUAAUUGAGUGUGUGUAAACUUCUGACCCACUGGGAAUGUGAUGAAAGAAAUAAAAGCUGAAAUAAAUCACUCUCUAUUAUUUAUUCACAUUCUUAAAAUAAAGUGGUGAUCCUAACUGACCUAAGACAGGGAUUUUUUAGUAGGAUUAAAUGUCAGGAGUUGUGAAAAACUGAGUUUAAAUGUAUUUGGCUAAGGUGUAUGUAAACUUCCGACUUCAACUGUAUGUAAACUAUACAUACAAAGUAUGUGGACACCCCUUCAAAUUAGUCGAUUCCGCUAUUUGAGCCAUACCCGUUGCUGACAGGUGUAUAAAGUCGAGCACACAGCCAUGCAAACUCCGUAGACAAACAUUGGCAGUAGAAUGGCUUACUGAAGAGCUUUGUGACUUUCAACGUGGCACCGUCAUAGAAUGCCACCUUUCCAACAAGUCAGUUCUUCAAAUUUCUGCCCUGCUAGAGCUGCCCCGUCAACUGUAAGUGUUGUUAUUGUGAAGUGAAAACGUCUAGGAGCGACAACGGCUCAGCCACAGUGUGGUAUACUGCACAAGCUCACAGAACGGGACCGCCGAAUGUUGUUGCGCGUAAAUAUCAUCUGUCCUCAGUUGCAACACUCACUACCGAGUUCCAAACUGUCUCUGGAAGCAACGUCAUCACAAGAACUGUUCGUCGGGAGCUUCAUGAAAUGGAUUUCCAUGGCCAAGCAGCUGCGCACACAAGCCCAAGAUUACCAUGUGCAAUGCCAAGCGUCGGCUGGAGUGGUGUAAAGCUCGCCGCCAUUAGACUCUGGAGCAGUGGAAACGCGUUCUCUGGAGUAAUGAAUCACGGCAGUCCGACGGACGAAUCUGGGUUUGGCAGAUGCCAGGAGAAUGCUACCUUCCCCAAUGCAUAGUGCCAACUGUAAAGUUUGGUGGACGAGGAAUAAUUGUCUAUGGCUGUUUUUCAUGGUUCGAGCUAGGCCCCUUAGUUCCAGUUAAAGGAAAUCUUAAUGCUACAGCAUACUAUGACAUUCUAGACGAUUCUGUGCUUCCAACUUUGUGGCAACAGUUUGAGGAAGGCCCUUUCCUGUUUCAGCAUGACAAUUCCCCCGUGCACAAAGCAAGGUCCAUUUAGAAAUGGUUUGUCGAGAUUGCUGCACAGAGCCCUGACCUCAACCCCACCGAACACCUUUGGGAUAAAUUGGAACGCCGAUGGCGAACCAGGCCUAAUCGCCAAAAUCAGUGCCCGACCUCACUAAUGCUCUGUUGGUCCCCGCGGUAAUGUUCCAACAUCUAGUUGAAAGCCUUCCCAGAAGAGUGGAGGCUGUUAUAGCAGCAUAUUAAUACGCAUUAAUUUGGAAUGAGAUGUUUGACGAGCAGGUGUCCACAUACUUUUAGUCUUGUAGUGUGUAUCGUAACAUGUAAAGUGUUUGUCCCAUGUUGCAUGAGCUGAAAAAAUUAGUCCCAGGAAUGUUCCAUAUGCAUGUUCCAUAUUUCUCCUUUGCCAAGAUAAUCCAUCCACCUGACAGGUGUGGCAUAUCAAGAAGCUGAUUAAACAGCAUGAUCAUUACUGUCAAGUUCUGCGUGAUUUCUGGCUGACCACAGCUCUGCCCAAACUUGAAAACGGCUUUAUCCUUGAUGAACGCAAAGGACAACUCAAAACUGUUCACUUUAUGAUUUUUUAUUGUCAUAAAGAUGGAACAGAAUAGGUUGAUAACCUUCAAAACACACAAACAAAACCCCAUGGAUUAGUUACAAAUAACCCUCAAUUCCACUUUCUCAAAAAUAAGCAUAAACUAAUGUUACUGAAUCCUCAAACCUAACCAAACAAUCAUUUCAUCAUUUAGAUUAACCUAGGAUCAUUGCAAGUUAAUAAUUAAAUAUCAAUAUCAUAAUUAAACAUUUAACAAUACACAUGAUUAUAGUAACGUUACUGUCAAGUUCUACGUUCACAUAAUGAAGUCUUCACUAUUUAAUUUAAUUAAUAAUUGUAUUGUAUGUUACAACCAAACCAAAAGGGCAUAUAGAAGCAUGAAUUCACAACACAUUCUGUCCUACCAGUUGCGUCUUUGGAUGAUCAGGAGCUGUGGUCAUUGGUAUCUCUUCUCAGGAAUGAGUGAGAGCCAAGUAAGCUUUUACCAAACAUUUCGAUGCCAUGCACAUGCACUGCUUGUGGGUGCGCAGGUUAAUAUGGUCCCCAGAGCACUUCCUGGUGGUUGGUUUCAACAGCUCCGGUUGCAUGGUUGCCCCCUGCAGGUUGGGAGUGCUUUGAGCACCCUGGGUGGAUUUAGGCUUGAGUGCUCGGUAUAGCUUGUAGUCAGGAAUUGACACAACAAUUACACAGGUGCACCUUGUGCUGGGGACAAUAAAAGACAACUUUACAAUGUGCAGUUUUGUCACACAACACAACACAAUGCCACGUCUCAUCCAACCGGCCUCACAACAGCAGACCACGUGUAACCACACCAGCCCAGGACCUCCACAUCCGGCUUCUUCACCUGCAGGAUCGUCUGAGGGGUGGGGGUGUUGCUUAGGAGUAGUUCUGUCUGUAAUAAAUACCUUUUUGUGGGGGAUAACCUGAUUCUGAUUGGCUGGGCCUGGCUCCCCAGUGCGUGGAUCUGGCUCCCCAGUGGGUGGGCCUGACUGCCAAGUGGGUGGGCCUAUGCCCUCCCAGGCCCACACAUGGCUGCGCCCCUGCCCAGUCCUGAAAUCCAUAGAUUAGGGCGUAAUGAAUUUCUUUCAAUUGACUGAUGUCCUUAUAUGAACUGUAACUCAGUAAAUUCAUUAAUGUUGUUGCAUGUUGCGUUUUAUUUUUGCUAUUGUUUUUAUUUUCGACCAUCACAUCACGAUGUCACCAUCAAUGAUGGCUGUCAAUCGUCAAUAGACAAUGCUGUCGUAAUUUCGCCCAACCCUAUUGGGAGCUGUGCUAUAUACUGUAGGUGUUUUGUUUUUAUUGUGUAAUUGUGUUUUCCUAUUGUGUACCUUUCUCCCCACACUGAAUGAGAAGUUAGAAAUACCUUCUAAGAAGAAAUGGGGGUGGGCACUAGCCUUUGUAUUUAUUAAUGAUCCCAAUUACUCUUCCUGGGAUCCAAACAAGAUUAAGGCAAUUACAUAACAAAAAUAAAUUAAACAGUGUGUCAUGCAUACAGCACAUUAUUGCGCCACUACUCUAAGUACUUUAUGCCUGCAUUAGUUUGGUAAAAUUAUCCAGUAAGUCCAUGUUCUCUAUUUAUUCCUGACUGAUGUUAUGUAUCCUCUUCAGUGUGAAAAACUCUAGCUACAGCCUUCCGUCGUACCACCCGUAUAACAGCUAUGAGUGCUCCGAGGGCAGGCAGAGUGAGCAGGCUGGCCUGUGUGGUCUCUCCAACCUGGGAAACACCUGCUUCAUGAACUCUGCACUGCAGGUACCAUACCCUAACCCCUCAACUGUUAACGCUGAACUCUGGUGUGUAUGCAUUCGUUUUAAUUGUAUCUUGGCAGGAACAGCUGCGUUUAUUGAUUGACCUUUGGUAUUGUAUAUACUGUUGGUUUAGGUGAUUCCUUUGACUUGGAUUUUUCAUUUUGAUUUUCUCAUUCCCUGUCUCUUGCAUAUUUUACUGCUUAUUUUCCCAACUUUAAUCAUUUUUACGUAUUUUAUAUUUUUAUUUCUCAUUGUUUUUCUGCAGUGUUUAAGUAAUGUACCUCCUCUCACCGAGUAUUUCCUGAAAGACAAGUACAAAGAUGAGUUGAACGAGGACAACCCUCUGGGAAUGAAAGGGGAGAUCGCCAAGGCCUACGCUGAUAUCACCAAGCAGUCGUGGUCUGGGAAGUACAGCUACGUCACACCACGGCCUUUCAAGGUAAUUUAGGGUACCAGGGUUGGUGUCAAGUCCAUUUCCAUUCCAGGCAAUUCAGAAUGUAUACUGAAAUUCCAAUUAUCUUCAGUGCUUUCCAAGUGGGAAAAUGUGUAAUUGGAAUUUGGUUUACAUUCUGAAUUGAAAUGGAAAUGACCCCAACCAUGUACUGUACCCAUACCUACCUGCUGAAAUUCACAUGGGCUGAAAGUUGUUCCCUCACUUCUGCCUUGAUUCCUUGUCUGAUCGAAAUCGGAUUGAAAUGCAGCUAUGAUGUGCCCGAUCCCAAAUUGACCCACAAGCCACAACAACCGAGACUCUUGAGCAGUGAUGUAGUGGUAGAAAAAAUGGGUGGGUAAACACUGAUUUCCGUUUGUGGUGAAUAAAGUAAUGCUCCCUAUACAUUCAAUGCGGUUUUCCGCAAUAGUUGGGUAAACGUUUGCGCAAAAUAAAAAAGGUGCGUAAACAGUGUUUGUGUGUUUACCCUCGAUUACACCACUGCUCUUGAGUAGAAAUAUGGCAAUAGUACUACUUUGCUAACUGACUAUUUUGCUUCCUCUCAUUCAAUCUACACAAGUUCCCUAGGGGUGAGGUGUCAAUUUGGAAUUUCCUAUAUAUCUGUUGCUGAACCUGUUUUGUGUGUGUCUCUGUUCUCCCCUCCCUCCAGACCCAGGUGGGUCGCUUCGCCCCCCAGUUCUCAGGCUACCAGCAGCAGGACUCUCAUGAGCUGCUGGCCUUCCUGUUGGACGGUCUACACGAGGACCUGAACCGUAUCAGGAAGAAACCCUACAUCCUGCUCAAAGACGCCGAGGGCAGGCCUGACAAGGUCUGUUACUGCUAGCUUACUUUCACUCUUUAUUUUAUUGGUUUAGUUUCAUUCAUUUUACUAUUUGUCAGGGACCAUGCACAACAAAUACAUUGCACAAUAGCUACAGUACUCAGCUGGGCAACACUUUCUCUGUAAUCCCAGGUAGUCUUUGCGCUCUCUCUGGCACUCAACACUCAUUCAGUUGUUGUUGUGUGUUGAUUGUUUAAAUGGAAAUCUUUAUCUUUGAAGCCACCAUCUUGAGUUUUGUGUUUCAUCCCAAUUAGGCAUUUAUAUUCAAGAAUCAAUGGGUAUAUCAUUAAUUGAAAUUACCAAUUGAAUGGCAGGAAAUAUGCCAGAUCUUUCGCAAACUCUAUAACCUCAUCAUAUCGACUCUGUAGCCAAUGUGUUUCUGGAGGAGAACCAGUUGCAGUGGGAACAAACAGUGUUCCUAUCUCCAGUCACUCCGCUGUGUCAUUUUAGUCUGUGUUGAAAUGGUUUCUCAUAGCCCUGAGACAUGGCUGUAACCUCCCAUUAUUGUAGCUUAUAAAGUCUCUCUUCUAUGUUUCUGAUUGCUUUGCUUCCCUUCUGUAUGACUGUAGGCAUGUUUCUAGAGUAGAAACAGUGUACCACUCCAAAGUGUUACCUUGGUUUAUGUCAAAAUGGUUUCUCAGCCAUAUUCCUCCCCUCUGUGUGACUACUGUAGGUGUUUGCCGAGGAGGUGUGGGAAUAGUUGUACCACCACACACUCCGUGUCCCUUCACCCCGUAGUUUGAGUCUUUCCCUUCCCCUCUGUGUAAAUGUAGGUAGUGGCUGAGGAGAAGAGCAAAACCAGUAGUGGGAAUAAACGGUGUCAUAGUACUGUACCACCUCCAGACACUCCAUUGUUGCCCUCUAACCCUGUGUCAAAAAUGGUUCCUCACUAUCUUUCCUCACCUCUGUAGGUGGUGGCUGAGGAGGCAUGGGAGAACCACAUCAAGAGGAACGACUCCAUCAUUGUGGACAUCUUCCACGGCCUCUUCAAGUCCACCCUGGUGUGCCCAGUCUGCGCCAAGGUCUCCGUCACCUUUGACCCCUUCUGCUACCUGACCCUGCCGCUGCCCAUGAAAAAGGAGCGCACCCUGGAGAUCUACCUGGUCAGGUUGGACCCCCUGGCCAAACCCACACAGGUAACUACAGUAACUGGGUUGUAUUCAUUAGUGCACACCGUAGCAAAAGCUUUUGCAACUGAAAACAAAAAUAAGUGUUUCUUAUUGGAUAGCACCUCCCCGUUUUGGCCUGUUUGCUUCUGUUUUGUAUCUAGUGUAUAUGACCAAGGUCAGUCUGGACCCCCUGGCCAAACCCACACAGGUACUGAGCUGUUACCGCUUACCUAGAAAUGAGUCAUCCUUCACAUAUUGUGGUCACCCACAAUAUUCUCUGCUGUCCUCUGAAGUGGAUUUGAGUAGAUUUGAGUAUUUGUAAUCAGCUUAUGCUCUGAAUAGGGCCAGAUGGAAUCUGCAGGGAGGUCCUUUCUAUCAAUACCUUCUGAAGGCUUGGUGUAUAUUUAAUGAAUCUGCAGCUAUUCAUUCUUCAUGGGGCUUGGGGAAAUUUUGCUCCUGCGGAUUAAGUUAUGAGUUAAUCUUAGGAUCCCAGCUUAAUGGCCGUUUUGUCUUUCUCUGUGUUUCAGUAUAAACUGACUGUGCCCAAGGUGGGCUACAUAUCAGACCUCUGUACCUCGCUCUCCACUCUAUCUGAUGUCCCUGCUGAGAAGGUAAGAUACACACACACACACACACACACGUCUGUCCUGCUCUUAACUAAAUCAGUUCUCCCUCAAAAAAGUGUUUUUUACCCUCAAGGGAUGUUAUACCUGGUUAAAUAGAGGCUAAAUGAAAAUGUACGCUCUGGAAUGGUAUACAGUGCAUUCGGAAAGUAUUCAGACCCCUUCCCUUUUUCCAGAUUUUGUUAUGUUACAGCCUUAUUCUAAAAUGGAUUAAAUACAUUUAUUUCCUCUUCAAUCUACAAACAAGUUUUUUGAAUUUUUUGCACAUUUAAUAAAAAAAAAAACAGAUACGUUAUUGAGACUCGAAAUUGAGCUCAGGUGUAUCCUUUUUCCAUUGAUCACAUCAGAGCAAAUACCAAGCCGCGAGGUCAAAGGAAUUGUCCGUAGAGCUCCGAGACAGGAUUGUGUCAAGGCACAGAUCUGGAGAAGGGUACCAAAACAUUUCAUUUCUGCAGCAUUGAAGGUCCCCAAGAACACAGUGGCCUCCAUCAUUCUUAAAUGGAAGAAGUUUGGAACCACCAAGACUCAUCCUAGAGCUGGGUACCCAGCCAAAGUGCGCAAUCGGGGGAAAAGGGCGGUGACCAAGAACCCGAUGGUCACUGGUUCUUGGCAGCAUCCCUACGGUGAAGCAUGGUGGUGUGGGCAUCAUGCUGUGGGGAUGUUUUUAAGUGGCAGGGACUGGGAGACUAGUCAGGGUCGAGGGAAAGAUGAACGGAGCAAAGCGCUCAGGACCUCAGACUGGGGCGAAGGUUCACCUUCCAAAAUGACAGCGACCCUAAGCACACAGCCAAGAUAACGCAGGAGUGGCUUCGGGACAAGUCUCUGAAUGUCCUUGAAUGGCCAAGCCAGAGCCUGGACUUGAACCCGAUCGAACAUCUCUGGAGAGACCUGAAAAUAGCUGUGCAGCAAUGCUCCCCGUCCAACCUGACAGAACUUGAGAGGAUCUGCAGAGACGAAUGGGAGAAACUCCACAAAUACAGGUUUGCCAAGCUAGUAGCGUCAUACCCAAGAAGACUGUAAUCGCUGCCAAAGGUGCUUCAACAAAGUACUGAGUAAAGGGUCUGAAUACUUAUAUAAGAAAUUGAAAAAUCACAUUUACAUAUUUAUACAUUAGCAAAACAUUUGAAAAACCUGGUUUUGUUUUGUCAUUAUGGGGUUUUGUGUGUAGAUUGAUGAGGGAAAAAAAGCAAUUGAAUCCAUUUUAGAAUACAGCUGUAACGUAACAAAAUGUGGAAAAAGUCAAGGGGUCUGAAUACUUUCUGAAUGCACUGUGUGUGUACUUAAGAUGUUUAUAUUUUCUUUCCAAAUUCAGAUGAUUGUAACAGAUAUCUACAACCAUCGGUUCCAUCGGAUCUUUGCCACCAAUGAGAACCUCAGCAGCAUCAUGGAGAGGGACGACAUCUAUGUGUGAGUGUCAGAUACAGACUAUUCUGAUGAAGGCAGUUGGAUGAAGCGCUGUCUACUCCCCCUCCAGUGUAAGAUAUGAGAAACCUGGGUCGUAUUCAUUAGUCACCAAACAGAAGGGCAUGGACUGAAACAGGGAGGGACUACCUGAACCUGUCCAAUAGGAAACACUCAGUGUUCCCUUGCAAAACAUUUUGCUACGGUAUGCCCUAAUGAAUACGACCUUUAACUUACCAACGAUGCAGACAUCUGCAACACAUUCACCCUACCCUAUACAGUGCCUUGCAAAAGUAUUCAUCCCCCUUGGCAUUUAUCCUAUUUUGUUGCAUUACAACCUGUAAUUUAAAUUGAUUUUUAUUUGGAUUUCAUGUAAUGGACAUACACAAAAUAGUCCAAAUUGGUGAAGUGAAAUAAAAAAAAAUACUUGUUUCAAAAAAUUCAAAAAAAUAAAUAACGGAAAAGUGGUGCGUGCAUAUUUAUUCACCCCCUUUGCUAUGAAGCCCCUAAAUAAGAUCUGGUGCAACCAAUUACCUUCAGAAGUCAAAUAAUUAGUUAAAUAGUCCACCUAUGUGCAAUCUAAGUGUCACAUGAUCUCUGUAUAUAUACACCUGUUCUGAAAGGCCCCAGAAUCUGCAACACCACUAAGCAAGGGGCACCACCAAGCAAGCGGCACCAUGAAGACCAAGGAGCUCUCCAAACACGUCAGGGACAAAGUUGUGGAGAAGUACAGAUCAGGGUUGUGUUAUAAAAAAAUAUCCGAAACAUUGAACAUCCCACGGAGCACCAUUAAAUCCAUUAUUUAAAAAAUGGAAAGAAUAUGGCACCACAACAAACCUGCCAGGAGAGGACCGCCCACCAAAACUCAUGGACCAGGCAAGGAGGGCAUUAAUCAGAGAGGCAACAAAGAGACUAAAGAUAACCCUGAAGGAGCUGCAAAGCUCCACAGCGGAGAUUGGAGUAUCUGUCCAUAGGACCACUUUAAGCCGUACACUCCACAGAGCUGGGCUCUUUGGAAGAGUGGCCAGAAAAAGCCAUUGCUUAAAGAAAAGAAUGAGCAAAUGUGUUUGGUGUUCGCCAAAACAUAUGGAAGAAGGUACUCUGGUCAGAUGAGACUAAAAUUGAGCUUUUUGGCCAUCAAGGAAAACGCUGUGUCUGGCGCAAACCCAACACCUCAUCACCCCGAGAACACCAUCCCCACAGUGAAGCAUGGUGGUGGCAGCAUCAUGCUGUGGGGAUGUUUUUCAUCGGCAGGGACUGGGAAACUGGUCAGAAUUGAAGGAAUGAUGGAUGGCGCUAAAUACAGGGAAAUUCUUGAGGGAAACCUGUUUGUCUUCCAGAGAUUUGAGACUGGGACGGAGGUUCACCUUCCAGCAGCUAAAGCAACACUCGAGUGGUUUAAGGGGUAACAUUUAAAUGCCUUGGAAUGGCCUAGUCAAAGCCCAGAGCUCAAUCCAAUUGAGAAUCUGUUGUAUGACUUAAAGAUUGCUGUACACCAGCGGAACCCAUCCAACUUGAAGGAGCUGGAGCAGUUUUGCCUUGAAGAAUGGGCAAAAAUCCCAGUGGCUAGAUUUGCCAAGCUUAUAGAGACAUACCCCAAGAGACUUGCAGCUGUAAUUGCUGCAAAAGGUGGCUUUACAAAGUAUUGACUUUUGGGGGGUGAAUAGUUAUGCACGCUGAAUUUUUUAUUUUAUUUUUGUCUUAUUUCUUGUUUGUUUCACAAUAAAACAUAUUUUGUAUCUUCAAAGUGGUAGGCAUGUUGUGUAAAUGAAAUGAUACAAACCCCCCAAAAAUCAAUUUUAAUUCCAGGUUUUAAGGCAACAAAAUAGGAAAAAUGCCAAGGGGGGGUGAAUACUUUUGCAAGCCACUGUAGUUCUGUAGCUUUGAGGUUGCAGUGCAUUUGUUCUUAAUAACUAACUUAACGUAGCAGGCGUCUGAGCGGGGUUUCUUUCUUUCUUGUCCUGAUGAGAAAGAAAAAAACAGAACAGAUUGUCUUCUGCACUGUUGAACCAAUCCAGUAAAUGUGGAGGAGGAAUUAAGAUGGAGUGUCGCCUUGUUAACGUCCAAAAGCGGUAGUCGCGUCACAGGGUCUUUCCAUUUCCCCUGAAAACCGGAUGCAUCUGGUUGUUGCCGAGCCUGCAAACGGUGGUUCUUAACUGACUUGCCAUGGUAAAUGAAGGUUAAAUUAAUGGGGGGAAAAAUAACUCUCUCCUUGUUGUACAGCUUUGAGGUGGCAGUGAACCGGCUGGAGGACACAGACCAUGUGGUGAUCCCAGUCCACCUUAGAGAAAAGUACAAGCAGUCAGGGUACAACCACACCUCCACUCCUCUGUUUGGCCAGCCCUUCCUCAUCACUGUCCCCAGAACACUCAGCGAGGACAAGCUCUACAACAUGCUGCUGCUACACCUCUGGUGGGUCACACACACACUCUUACAUGCAUACAGUUUAUUCGGAAAGUAUUCAAACCCAUUGACUUUUUCCACAUUUUGUUACGUUACAGCCUUAUUCUAAAAUUGAGUAAAUUGUAUUUUUUUCUAAUCAAUCUACACACAAAACCCCAUAAUGACAGUCAAAACUGGUUUUUACAAAUGUUUGCAAAUGUAUUUAAAAAAACAAACAGAAAUACCUUAUUUACAUAAGUAUUCAGACUCUUUGCUAUGAGACUCGAAAUUGAGCUCAGGUGCAUCCUGUUUCCAUUGAUCAUCCUUGAGAUGUUUCUACAACUUGAUUGGAGUCCACCUGUGGUAAAUUCAAUUGAUUGGACAUAACUUGGAAAGGCACACACCUUUCUAUAUAAGGUCCCAUGAGGUCGAAGGAAUUGUCCAUAGAGCUCCGAGACAGGAUUGUGUCGAGGCACAGAUCAGGGGAAGGCUUCCAAAACAUUUCUGCAGCAUUGAAUGUCCCCAAGAAUACAGUGGCCUCCAUCAUUCUUAAAUGGAGGAAGUUUGGGAACCACCAAGACUCUUCCUAGAGCUGGGCACUCGGCCAAACUGAGCAAUCGGGGGAGAAGGGCCUUGGUCAGGGAGGUGACCAAGAAUCCGAUGGUCACUCUGACAGAGCUCCAGAGUUCCUCUGUGGAGGUGGAAGAACCUUCCAGAAGGACAACCAUCUCUGCAGCACUCCACCAAUCAGGCCUUUAUGGUAGAGUGGCCAGAUGGAAGCCACUCCUCAGUAAAAGUUACAUGACCACCCACUUGGAGUUUGCCAGAAGGCACCUAAAGGACUCUCAGACCAUAUGAGAAACAAUAUUCUCUGGACUGAUGAAACCAAGAUUGAACUAUUUGGCCUGAAAAUGCACCAAUUUGUAAGUCUGCUAAAUGACGUAAAUGUAAUACCAAGCGUUACGUCUGGAGGAAACCUGGCACCAUCCCUACGGUGAAGCAUGGUAGUGACAGCAUCAUGCUGUGGGGAUGUUUUUCAGUAGCAGGGACUGGGAGACUAGUCAGGAUCGAGGGAAAGAUGAACAGAGCAAAGUACAGAAAGAUCCUUGAUGAAAUCCUGCUCCAGAGCGCUCAGGACUUCAGACUGGGGCAAAGGAUCACCUUCCAACAGGACAACGACCCUAAGCACACAGCCAAGACCAUGCAGGAGUGGCUUCGGGACAAGUCUCUGAGUGUCCUUGAGUGGCCCAGCCAGAGCCCGGACUUGAAUCCGAUCUAACAUCUCUGGAGAUACCUGAAAAUAGCUGUACAGCGACGCUCCCCAUCCAACCUGACAGAGCUUGAGAGGAUCUGCAAAGAAGAAUGGGAGAAACUCCCCAAAUACAGGUAUGCCAAGCUUGUAGCGUCAUACCCAAGAAGACUCAAAGCUGUAAUCGCUGCCAAAGGUGCUUCAACAAAGUUCUGAGUAAAGGGUCUGAAUACUUAUGUAAAUGUGAUAUUUCCGUUUUUGCUUUGUCAUUAUGGGGUAUUGUGUGUUGAUUUGAGUUAAAAAAGCAAUUUAUUCAAUUUUAGAAUAAGGCUUUAACGUAACAAUAUGUGGAAAAAUCAGGGGGUCAGAAUACUUUCCGAAUGCACUGUACAUACAUACAUGCGCUUUACAACAUGCUGCUGCUACGCAUCUGGUGGUUAGUAACCAUUUCAGAAACUGCCGCUAACUAACCUUGUACUCUGCGCUCUUGUUAAGUACUUAGCCUAAUUGUGACAGAUGUUGCUGUAAAAAGGGCUAUAUAAAUACUUUUGAUUGCUCUUUUCAUUGUUUCUAAGGAACCUUUUUAGUUUCUAGUGUAAACUAGGCUUUGACACAAUGUCACGAUUUUAUAUGUUUUCUCAUGAAAUGUUUUAUACUCUUGGAGCACUGAAGAACUGAGUAAUAACAUCACUGAGGGUGGAAUGAUUUUGAGGGUGGAUGUUUCUUUCUCCGGGGGGAGCAUAUCAAUUAUGUUGAGCGGUUAGAUGUUGUUGAAGUAUGUCUGUAUGUAUUGAAUGGUAACUGAUUAUAUUAAUAUUGUGUAUUUGUGUUGUAUGGUACAGUCGGUUUGUGCGUUCUGUCAUUGAGGAGGACGACACUGAGGAGACAACCCCCUCUUCUAAAGAACACACUGUCAAUGGCAACGCUACCAAUGGAGUCAUGGAGGAGGGCUCGCCCAGUACGUAACACACACACGCUCAAACACAUACACAUGCGCUCACCUGGGCGUUUUUACUGAAGAAUGUGUUUGUUUCAUAUGAUUGUGUGUUGUGUUUCCCUUUGAUGUAUUUUGUAAUUGAUGUGUAAAUUGAUGUGAUGGGGCGGCAGGUAGCUUAGUGGUUAAGAGCGUUGUGCCAGUAACCGAAAGGUUGCUGUUUCUAAUCCCCAAGCCGACUACGUGAAAAAUCUGUCGGUGCCCUUGAGCAAGGCACUUAACCCUAAUUGCUCCUGUAAAUCGCUCUGGAUAAGUGAUUGUUUUAUUGAUGUGUUCAUGCAGGGCUCAUCUACGAAAGAGACUGUGGUCUCAGCAUUAAAUAAAGGUUAAAUAAAAAAUGUAACCCCUGUCGAUAAAGCUAUUUCAAAAUCUGAUCGGCUGAUCCACUCCAUUCCAGGUGAGAUGGAGACUGACGAGCAGGAUGGAGACGACGAAUCCAGUCAGGACAAGGAGCUGCCCUCUGAGAACGACAACAGCCAAUCAGAAGACUCUGUGGGUGGCGGGGACAACGAGCUGGAGAACGGGGUUGGUCCAGAGGGAGAGAACUCGGGGACCAAAUGUCACCAGAACCAGACGUCUACGACGAUGGGGGAGAAGAAUAGAUUGUUUACAUUCCAGUUUAACAACAUGGGCAAGACGGACUUCAGCUUAAUCAAGGAGGAACCGCGGCAGAUCCGGUUCGACGAGGGACACCUCAGACUCAGUGGUAAGUUGGCCAUUUUACAUUCAGUACGCAGAUGAAGUCACAACCCUCCAAUAAAGAUAAAAACAUGGUAACGUUCUAGUAACAUUUAUACUUAUUGUAAGCACUAAGCAGUGCCUCUACUAGUUGUUAAUGCACAAUCCACCUUUCUCUUUCUAUUACAUUCUCACCUUUACAAUGAGUCUUAAAGGGUAUAUUGCUUUCUUCCUGUAACAGACAGGUCCUAUCUCUCUUUGGACUGGGAACCAGAGGUAAAGAAGAAACACUUUGAUGAGAGUAUCAUAGAGGUAAGGCUUUCUACUCUCUUUUAACACUAGAAACCAUUUUACCUACACUACCCUCCGUAUUUAUUUGGACAGUGAAGAUAAUAUGUGUAAAUUUGGCCCUAUACUCCAGCAUUUUCUAUUUGAGAUCAAAUGUUUCAUAUAAGGGGUGAGGGUAGUUUCAUACAUAUGUUUUACCAUUUAGAAAUGAAUUCACUAUGUAUCUAGUCCCCCAAUUGGAAUACUUUUUUUUCAUAAGUAUUUGGACAAAUUAACUUAUAGGGUAUUAAAGUAGUCAAAAGUUUAGUAUUUGGUCCCAUAUUCCUAGACUAAAACAAGCUUGUGACUCUACAGACUUGUUGGAUGCAUUUGCAGUUUGUUUUGGUUGUGUUUCGGAUAAUGUUUUGCCCAAUAGGAACUGAAUGGUGAAUAGUGUAUUGUCAUUUUGGAGUCACUUUUAUUGUAAAUAGGAAUAAACUUCUACAUGAAUGUGAAUGGUACCAUGAUUAUGGAUAAUCAUGAAUGAAUUAUGAAUAAUGAUACGUGAGAAAGUUACUGAGAAACAAAGAUCAUACCCCCCCCGAUAAUGCUAACCACCCCUGUUAUUGGUAAUGGUGAGAAGUUAGCAUUUUUUGGGGGGUAUGAUCUUUGUUCCUCUGUAACUUUCUCACUCAUCAUUAUGACAGGUGACAUUCUGUACUGUCGCCUCAUAUAAAACAUUUGAUCUCAAAUCCAAAAUGCUGGAGUAUAGAGCCAAAUGUACAAAUUUUUGCGUCACUGUCUAAAUAUAUACAGAAAGGAGUGUAUAUCAAUUCAUGUCAGACUCCUCUGUAUGGAUGUCUAUGUGUCUGUCCUUAUGCAUUCAAACUAGAACAGUUUUUCCCAAACCUGGUGUGCUAGUUUGUAGAUCAAAUAGUUGGAAUGGCUGGAGGUAUUUGAGGAGAGGCUUGGGAAACACUGUUGUAGAACGAAUGUCUCUCUUUAAGCCUUUGAUGGUAAUAAUACUGUACUAAAUAAGUAAUAACCAAAAUCUCGCUCUGCCUGUGAACAGGACUUUGAGAAGCAUGAGAGCAUGGAGUAUAAGCCUCAGAAGAAAGCCUUCUUCAAGCUGAAAGACUGCAUCGAGCUGUUCACCACCAAAGAGAAGCUCGGAGCUGAGGACCCAUGGUGAGACUUACCUUCAUAUUGUCAAGGCUAAUAGAGAAAAUAAUGAACAUUUAAAAGAAUAGUUUACUCAAAAUACAAAUUAACAUGGUAUUAGUCUCGGUUAACCCAGAACUAAAAUCUUCUGUAAUUUUGUCAGAUGUGUAAUUUAUCCUGGCUGUCUCAGGUACUAAGAAAGGGUAUGCUUUUUUAAAUUGUCAAAUAAAAUAUAAUAAUUCAUCCAUCUAUCCCAGGUACUGUCCGAACUGCAAGGAGCACCAGCAGGCCACUAAGAAGCUGGACCUGUGGUCUCUGCCUCCAGUCCUAGUGAUCCAUCUGAAACGUUUCUCCUACAGCAGAUACAUGAGGGACAAGCUGGAUUCAUUAGUCGAUUUCCCACUCAGGUACGGUUUUGACCAGAUGGCCAUUCUUUUCUGUAAAAAUAAGCUGUCAUGUCAAAGUUUAUUAACAAGUAAAUUAUGUAAAUUAAAAACACUGUUCCCCUAAGACUUAAAGGGAUACUUUAGGAUUUUGUUCUACUUCCCCAGAGUCCGAUGAACUCGAGGAUACCAUUUUUAUGUCUCUGCGAGCAGUUUGAAGGAAGUUGCUAACAUGCAUACUAACUGUAAGUCGCUCUGGAUAAGAGCGUCUGCUAAAUGACUAAAAUGUAAAAUGUAAAUGUAAUGCAUGCCCAUACACUUUUUGGGCGGGGUAGGCUGUCAUUGCAAAAAGUUUCUUCUUUUUUUGUUAGGGGUUAGAUCAGCUUUAAUAUUGCAGAUAGAUUGUAACUUCCAUCAAUGUAAUUAUCUGCAUCACUUCCAAUCCCCCAUAUGUUUUUUUCUCUCGCAAAUAUAUAUAAAUAUACAGUCGUGGUCAAAAGUUUUGAGAAUGACACAAAUAUUAAUUUUCACAAAGUCUGCUGCCUCAGUUUUGAUGAUGGCAAUUUGCAUAUACUCCAGAAUGUCAUGAAGAGUGAUCAGAUGAAUUGCAACUAAUUGCAAAGGCCCUCUUUGCCAUGAAAAUGAACUUAAUCCCCCAAAAACAUUGCCACUGCAUUUCAGCCCAGCCACAAAAGGACCAGCUCCAUCAUGUCAGUGAUUCUCUCGUUAACACAGGUGAGAGUGUUGACGAGGACAAGGCUGGAGAUCACUCUGUCAUGCUGAUUGAGUUAGAAUAACAGACUGGAACCUUUAAAAGGAGGGUGGUGCUUGACAUCAUUGUUCUUCCUCUGUUAACCAUGGUUACAUGCAAGGAAACACGUGCCGUCAUCAUUACUUUGCACAAAAAGGGCUUCACAUGCAAGGAUAUUGCUGCUAGUAAGAUUGCACCUAAAUCAACCAUAUAUCGGAUCAUCAAGAACUUCAAGGAGUGAGGUUCAAUUGUUGUGAAGAAGGCAUCAGGGCGCCCAAGAAAGUCCAGCAAGCUCCAGGACCGUCUCCUAAAGUUGAAUCAGCUGUGGGAUCGGGGCACCACAAGUGCAGAGCUUGCUCAGGAAUGUCAGCAGGCAGGUGUGAGUGCAUCUGCACGCACAGUGAGGCGAAGACUUUUGGAGGAUGGCCUGGUGUCAAGAAGGGCAGCAAAGAAGCCACUUCUCUCCAGGAAAACAUCAGGGACAGACUGAUAUUCUGAAAAAGGUACAGGCAUUGGACUGCUGAGGACUGGGGUAAAGUCAUUUUCUCUGUUGAAUCCCCUUUUCGAUUGUUUGGGGCAUCCGGAAAAUACCUUGUCCGGAGAAGACAAGGUGAGCGCUACCAUCAGUCCUGUGUCAUGCCAACAGUAAAGCAUCCUGAGACCAUUCAUGUGUGGGGUUGCUUCUCAGCCAAGGGAGUGGGCUCACUCACAAUUUUGCCUAAGAACACAGCCAUGAAUAAAGAAUGGUACCAACACAUCCUCCGAGAGCAACUUCUCCCAACCAUCCAAUAACAGUUUGGUGAUGACCAAUGCCUUUUCCAGCAUGAUGGAGCACCUUGCCAUAAGGCAAAAGUGAUAACUAAGUGGUUUGGCGAACAAAACAUCGACAUUUUGGGUCCAUGGCCAGGAAACUCCCCAGACCUUAAUCCCAUUGAGAACUUUUGGUCGAUCCUCAAGAGGCGGGUGGACAAACAAAAACCCACAAAUUCUGACAAACUCCAAGCAUUGAUUAUGCAAGAAUGGGCUGCCAUCAGUCAGGAUGUGGCCCAGAAGUUAAUUGACAGCAUGCUAGGGCGGAUUGCAGAGGUCUUGAAAAAGAAGGGUCAACACUGCAAAUAUUGACUCUUUGCAUAAACUUAAUGUAAUUGUCAAUGAAAGCCUUUGACACUUAUGGAAUGCUUGUAAUUAUACUUCAGUAUACCAUAGUAACAUCUGACAAAAUAUCUCAUAACACUGAAGCAGCGAACUUUGUGAAGACCAAUACUUGUGUCAUUCUCAAAACUUUUGACCACGACUGUAUUUAUACAUAUACAUGCACAUACAUAAAUAUAAAUACAUAUAUAUAUAUAUAUAUAUAUAUAUAUAUAUAUAUAUAUAUAUAUAUAUAUAUAUAUAUAUAUAUAUAUAUAUAUAUAUAUACCCUUUAAAAAAAUAUAUUUCCCUUUAUUACUUUCCAACCCCACCACCCCUUCCCUAAUUGGAGUAAACUAGUGAACAACAAUGCUUAGGCCUCUACUUCCAGCUUAUACAUACUAUAUACAUUUUGUGGACACAGUCAAUUUUACAAUAAUUCUAUUUUGUUUGUUUUUACUCAUGAACUUCCUCAGCCUCUCCGAUCAUUUUCAUGAUGUCCAUCCGGUUUGCUUCUAUAUGCCAUUUACAUUUUAGUCAUUUAGCAGACGCUCUUAUCCAGAGCGACUUAGUUAGUGAGUGCAUACAUUUUCAUACUGGCCCCCCGUGGGAAACGAACCCACAACCCUGGUGUUGCAAGCGCCAUGCUCUACCAACUGAGCUACAGGGGACUAUCUUUCUAACUGUGCUCUUUCACAAAAGCUCUCAACCUAUAACCUAUAUACUUAUUAUGGACACAGUACGCUUUACAUUAGUUAUCUUGUUGUUAUUAGUUGUUGUUAUUAGUGCCAUCCUUCAACACCACCCAUCUAUCUCUUAACACCAUCCAUAUUGGAUUUCUAUUUGCCAUAUAUUUUUCAACUGCACUGUGAUGUUUUACAAAAGUUCUCAACCCUUCUAUUCUCAUUGUUUCUACAGAUUGUAAAUUGAAAAUAAACAUUUUUGCUAAAAGUAUUAUUAUAUUAUUGAUCGAUUUGACUGACUUUUCAGAUUCUGUCCUCCGUAUUUAUAUUCAUUAUAUAAAUAGGCCCGUUUAAUUUUGUCUGGCUUGCCGUUCCAAAUAAAAUGGAAUCUUUUUUUCUCAUAUAAUUUAAAAAACCGUUCGCUAGGCGUAGGCAAGACCAUAAGCAAAUAGGUAAACUGGGAUAAUACUAAAGAGUUAAUCAGGGUGAUUUUUCCACAAAUUUACAGGUAUUUACCUUUCCAUGGUAGCAAGAUCUUAUCUAUUUUUGCUAACUUUCUAUUAAAAUGUAUUGGAAAGAGAUCAUUUAUUUCAUUUGGGAUAUGUAUUCCGAGUAUAUCCACAUCACCAUCAGACCAUUUUAUUGGUAAACUACAUGGUAAUGUAAUUUUUUUAAUUUUUUAGUGAUCCAAUACGUAAUAUUGGAUUUAUCAUAAUUUGGUUGUAAUCCGAAGAGAGGUUAGAAAGUGUAUCUAGAUCCUCUGAGGCUGUGGAGGGAUUUAAGUUUUGGAUUUAAAAGAAAACAUGAAUCAUCAGCGUUCAAUGACACCUUUGUUUUUAAGCCCUGGAUUUCUAAUCCCUUGAUAUUAUUGUUGGAUCUGAUUUUAAUAGCUAACAUUUCGAUGGCCGUAAUAAAUAGAAUGCCGUUAGUGGACAACCUUGUUUCACUCCUCUUGACAGUUUAAAACUUUCGGAGAAAUAGCCAAACCUGUCUGAUUAGAAUUAAUAAUGUCCGACAAUACCUUUUUAAUUCUAUGCGCUAUACAUUUUGCUAGAAAUUUUGCAUCACAUCACUGAAGUGUAAGGGGCCUCCAAUUUUUUUAAUGGACUGGAUCUUUAUAUUUUCCACUUGUAUCCUGUUUCAGUAAUAAUAAAUCAGACCUUCUUGAGUGUCUGAUAAUCUACCAUUUACAUAGGAGUGGUUAAAACAUGCUAAUAACCGUCCUCUGAGUAUAUCAAAAAAGGUUUGGUAUACCUCGACUGGUAUGCCAUCCAACCCUAGAGUUUUCCCGGACUUAAAGUCUUUAAUUGCAUCCAGAAGUUCCUCCUCUGUAAUUUCACCUCCUAUGAGUCUUUCUGUAUGGCUGUUAAUUUUACAUUAUCAAUAGAAUAAAAAAAUCUCUACAAUUAGCUUCAGUUAUUGGAGAUGGAGGCGACUGAAACGAAAACGUAUGCUUAAAGUACUUUGUUUCUUCCUUCAAAAUAUAAUUUGGUGAAUCAUGGGUGACUCCGUCAUUUGUAACCUGUUUCAGUAAAUUAUUUUUGGUAGCAUUUCUAUGUUGAAGAUUAAAAAAAGAAUAUGGUGCAUUUUUCCCCAUAUUCCAUCCAGUUAGCUUUAUUUUUUAUAAUAUAUUACACUUGAUCUUUCUUGAAUAAGUUUCUCCAUUUCUUUUUGUGUUUCCUCUAAUUUAUUCUGAUCCUCUAUGUUAGUUUUUAUUGCUAUCUAUCUGUUCUGUUAGACCUUCUAUUUCCUUUGUAUGGGACUCUUUUGACCUAAAUUGCUUUUGUUUUCGAGAUGAGUACUGAAUUGCAUGGCCUCUAAAGGCACAUUUAAAAGUGUACCAUACAAUAAGGGGCAUUUGCUGUACCUAUGUUAUGUCGGAAAAAAAUCAGUUAUAAAUUCCUCUGUCCUAGUUAAAAACAAGUUAUCAUCUUUUAUUAAAUUUACAAUUUCCUCGCCCACUUGAAAAUUCAGUAAGAGUAAUGUAUAUGCCAAUUAUAUGAUGGUCUGACCGCAUUCUGUCCCCUAUCAACACUUUUAAAACUUUUGGUGCCAACGAGAAUGACAUAAGAAAGAAGUCAAGACGACUAGCUUGAUUGAGUCUCCGCCAUGCAUAUCUCACUAGAUCAGGACAUUUAAGCCUCCAUAUAUCUACUAGUUGUAAUGUAUCCAUGACAUUCACGAUUUCCUUAAGAGCAUGAGGGUGAUAGUUUGUAGUGUGAUUUGCUUUACGGUCCAUUGAGCUAUUUAAAACGGUAUUAUAAUCUCCCACCAUAAUAAUAGAGUCUUGAAUUGCUUGCAGGGUUGAUGUUGUUCUUAACUGACUUGCCUAGUUAAAUAAAGGUGAAAUAUAUUUUUUUUUUAAACACUUCCAGUCAUUGUGCUAAAGCUAGUUAGCAUUGGCUCGCAAAACAACCUCUAACUUCCUUCAUACAGGAUACAGACAUAAAAAUGGUAUCCACAAGUUAAUCUGACUCUGGGGAAGCAGUUAAAUGCCUCAUUGCCAAAAUGAAGUAUCCCUUUAAGUUGUAAAUCACUUAUACAAAUGUUGAAUAUCUCUUGAAGAGAAAACAAGGAAUGCUCCCCCUCAUGAAUGGUUCUUUGUGUGAUUCUCUCUCCAGUGACAUGGAAAUGUCAGAGUUCCUGAUCGACCCUAAUACUGGUCCCUGUCGCUACGAUCUCAUUGCGGUCUCCAACCACUACGGAGGCAUGGGAGGAGGACACUGUAAGUCUGAUUUUAAGUCUCCUUAUUUGACAAUUUAGUCAUUAACACUAGAAGCGCAGACGACGUCGUUUGAACGUAAUGUGUAUUCAAAAUUGUACAUUCAGACAUUGCUAGCCAUAGUGUUUUCCGAGUUGAUUCAAACAAGGUAGUUGAACCAACAGUCUUAAUUCAAUGCUUGCUUGUAGCAGACAAAUGCUGAUCUUCUCAUCUUAUUUUUGGGACACUUAGAUACUGCUUAUGCGAAGAACAAGGAUGAUGGCAAGUGGUACAACUUUGACGACAGCAGUGUCUCUCCAGCCAACGAAGAUCAGAUAGUGGUGAGUUUCAUGGUCCUCUAACAUCUUGUCAGAUACACAGCACUGCCCAGUGUGAAUUGAAUGUGCACUUCAUAUUAUACUGUACUGUAAGCCAUUAACCUGCAUCCUGAAUGUGUAUGAUGUUAUAACAAUUUGGAUAUAGCUUUUCAGUUCUCAAGUUUCAUUUUGUUAUAACUACACUGUAUAUCAAGUUACUGUGCUGCUGUGUGUAACUGUGUGUGUGUGUUUGUUCAGUCCAAAGCAGCGUACGUGCUGUUCUACCAGCGCCAGGACACAGUGAAAGGAACAGGCUACUUCGAUCUGGACCGAGAGGAGGAGGAGAGAGAGGAGGUGGAGGAGAACGGAGAAGGGAAGGAGGAGAGGAAGAGCGUCGCCUCAACCCAGCGGGCCUCUGCUUCAGUCCAGAGUGACAAAGAGGAUGUCAAUGACAAUAAGAAUGAGAAAAAGCAGGAGGAGCAGGAGCCUAGCUGUGACGUCACCAUGAAAACCAACUGAGCUGGAGAAACGGAGACAGGAAUAUCCAUCCAAAGCCAUAUCGACAGACAGAGCAGUGGGCCAGCCCUGAGGCUGCGCUCUGACCCCAUCCAGCCCUACAAAGAGUGGGCUACCAGGGGAAACUGUCCACUGAGAAGUUAGUCAGUGCUGGAACACCCAAGCAACAUUACUAAAGCAAUCAGGGCCUAUAGAUGUCUGUGGUCUGACCGACCGGUCUUAUCCAGGUCGCAGUGAGUCUCCUCCAUGUCCAUUCUACAUGAAUCAUCCACUCUGGAGGAAAAAAAAUGUAAAGCUCUGUUCUGAUUUUGAACAAUGACAUCAUACUGAAAUCAAAUAGAUCCAUUAGAAGCUUUAGGAAGGCCUGCAUUACGGAGUUCAGUUCAUCAUAGUAUAAAACACAGAAUGUCACAGUGCAGUGGUGUCGCUGCUUCGAACUGAUACUCCCUCCCUCCCACCCACCUGCUUAUCUUUUGUUUCAAAAAAAUAUUUUUGAGAGAGCAAUGCAUUGCCAUACCAUUUUACCAUUAUUAUUAAGCAAGGCCUGAAGACUGAAUUAUUAUUAGGUUUUCAUGAUGCUCUGAAGCUUUUUUGGGAAUUCGUCCUAAUACUUUCAUUUUGUUACACAAUCACCUCCACCCCAUUUUUUUUUUUUAUGAAUCGUAUAUUAGUGCCACGUACUGA